CUCGCCGGCAUUAACAAAAAGUUCGCCCGGACCAUCGGAAUCUCGGUGGAUCCCCGGCGGCGCAACAAGUCCACCGAGUCCCUGCAGGCCAACGUGCAGAGGCUGAAGGAGUACCGCUCCAAGCUCAUCCUCUUCCCGAGGAAGCCGGCCAUGCCUAAGAAGGGAGACAGCUCUGCUGAGGAACUCAAGAUGGCGACUCAGCUGACGGGACCGGUUAUGCCGAUCAAGAAC
Molecule: messenger RNA, 231 nt
Organism: Leptosomus discolor (cuckoo roller)
Lineage: Eukaryota; Metazoa; Chordata; Aves; Leptosomiformes; Leptosomidae
Source: RefSeq, a predicted model, not a curated record